AUGUUCUUUCUUUCGUUUUGCACUGAUUUCUUUUUCUUCCUUCCUCGUUUCCUUCCUUCAGGAACGAAAGAACGAAUGAAGAUUUCACUUACUUUCCUUCAUUCCUUCCCUCCCUCCUUUCUACUUUCAUUCCUUCCUCUUUUUCUGCCUUCCUUCCUUCCUUCCUUCCUUCCUUCCUUCCUUCCUUCCUUCCUUCCACUCUUCCUUCCCUCUUUCCUUCCUUCCUUCGUUCUUCUUUUUCAGAUUUCACUUAGUUUACUUCUUUCCCUCUUCCUUCUUUCCUUUCUUCCUUCCUUCCUUCCUUCCUUCCUUCCUUCCUCUCUUCCUUACUUUACUUCUUUCCCUCUUCCUUCCUUCCUUUCUUCCUUCCUUCCUUCCUUCCUUCCUUCCUCUCUUCCUUACGUCUUUCCUUCCUUCCCUCCUUCCUCUUUUUCUGAUUUCACUUACUUUCCUUCUUUCCCUCUUCUUUCCUUCCUUCCUUCCUUCCGUCCUUCCUUCCUUCCUUCAUUCCCUCCUUCCUCUCUUUCAGAUUUCACUUACUUUCCUUUUUCCCUCUUCCUUCCUUCCCUCUAUCCUUCCUUCCUUCUUUCCUUCCUUCCUUCCACUUUUUCAGAUUUCACUUACUUUCCGUCUUUCCCUCUUCCUUCCUUCGUUCCCUUUUUCCACUUUUUCAGAUUUCACUUACUUUCCUUCUUUCCCUCUUCCUUCCUUCCUUCAUCACUUCCUUCCCUCUUUCAUUCCUUCCUUCCUUCCUUCUUUCCGUCCUCGCUUCCUUCACUCUUUCCAUGCUUCCUUCUUUCCUUCCUUCCUCUGUUCCUUCCCUCUUUCCUUCCUUCCUUCGCCUUUUAUAGAUUUGUCAUACAUUCUUCUUUCCCACUUCCUUCCUUCCUUCCUCUCUUCCUUCCCUCUUUCAUUCUUUCCUUCCUUCCUCUCUUCCUUCCUUCUUUGCUUCCCUUCUUCCUCUUUUUCAGAUUUCACUUACUUUUCUUCCUUCCUCUCUUCCUUCUUUCUUUCCUUCCUUCCUUCCCUCCUUCCUCUCUUCCUUCCUUCCUUCCCUCCUUCCUCUCUUCCUUCCUUCCUUCCUUCCCCCCUUCCUUUCUUCCUUCCUUCCCUCCUUCCUCUCUGCUUUCCUUCCCUCCUUCCUUCCCUACUUCCCUCCUCUUUCAAAUUCCGUUAUUCCUUCCAUCCUUCUUCACCGUUUCUUUCCCUUCCUUCGUCAAAUUUCACUUUCCUUCAGCUUUUGGCCUUCGUUACUUCAUUUUCUUUGUUUGUCUGCUUUUUUCUUUCUGUCUUUCUUUUCUUUCUUUCUUUCUUUGUCUGUUUUUCUUUCUGACUUUCUUUCUUUCUUUCUUUCUAUUUUCUUUCUAUCCUUUUACUUUCUUUCUUCACUUUCAUAUUCCUUCCUUCUCUUUCAUCUUCCUAACUUAUUUUUCUUUUCCACUGUCUUCACGUGCUUUUCCUUGUCUCUUCCGUUCUUUCUCCACGUUUUUAAAUUGUUUAUUUUUCCCGUUUAUUUUUUUCUUUUUUUAUUUCUUUAACUUUGCGUUCUUUCUUCUUUCUUCUUUUCUUUUUUCUUUCCCAAUCUUCAUUAUUUUUUUUUCAUUGAUAUUUACUCAUCUGUUUUAUUUUCCUUUUUCCUUUUCUUUCUUUCUUUAUUUCGUCUUUUUUAUCUCUCACCUUCUCACUUUCGUUUUAUUGACAUUGUUCGUCUUUUUUCUUUUUUACUUCUUUUUUUUAUUGCUUUCCGGCUUUUCUAGAAUCCUUUUUCUCCUUCAUUCGUUUUUUGUUCUCCUGUUGUUCCUUGGUCUUUUCUUUCACUCUUUCUUCUUUGAGUCUAUCCUUGAUUACUUCUUCCACACAAGAUUCGUGCUGUUGUUACCAUUCAACACACUCCGAUUCUUUCCCGCCUCUCAGAUUACUUAUUCCCUGUUGAAUAUUAAUAUUACUCCAUUCUUGCUUCUCCUCGUUCAUUUUUUUUUUUGCGUUGCUUUCCUUUCUUUAUUGUUUUCUCUUUUUUGUUCUCACAUCCGAUUCCUAUAUUCUUUACUUGCUAUUUCUUUCUUUCGUCAGAUUCCUAUCAUUUUUACAUGCUUUGCUUUGCUUUUUCUUUCUAUCUUUUUCUUUCUUUUUUCAUCUUAUAACUUUUAUUUACUUCUCAUUGUUCUUUAUUAUUCUUUCUUUCUUUCAUUCUUUCUUUCUUUCUUUCUUUCUUUCGGCAGUUCAUACCAUCUUUACAUGCUUUUCUUUGCUCUUUCUUUUUUUCUUUCUUUCUUUCUGCGGUUUCAUACCGUCUUUAUAUGCUUUUCUUUGCGUUUUUUUCUUUUCUUUCUUUCUCUUUCUUUUUCCAUGUUUCUACAUUCUUCUACUUGCUUCUCAUUGUUCUUUCUUUCUUUCUUUCUUUCUUUCUUUCUUUCUUUCUGCAGGUACAUGCGGUCUUUACAUGCUUUUCUUUGCUAUUUCUUUCUUUUUCUUUCUUUCUCUUUCCAUCUUACUACAUUCUUCUACUUGCUUCUCAUUGUUCUUUCUUUCUUUUUGCAGCUUCCUACCGUUUUUACAUGCUUUUCUUUGCUCUUUCUUUCUUUUUUUCUUGUUCCAUCUUCUCAUUGUUCUAUCUUUCUUCAGAUUUCUACACUCAUCCUUACAUCGAAAAUUGCUUUGCUAUAUUAUUUAAUUAUUUAUUCACAUUUCUACCGCCAUUAUUUUCUUUCCCUUGCUCUUUCUUUCUUUUUCUUUCUCUUUGUUUCUUACUUCCUUCAUAGUUUGAUUCCUACUUUUUACUCACCUUCUUUCUUUAGUUUUAUUGCUUUCUUUCCAUUCCCCCUUUUUUUUCUUUUCCUUCCUUCCUUCCUUCCUUCCUUCCUUCGGUAUCCAUUUUAUUUUUACCUUUCGUCUUUCCUCUGA
Messenger RNA from Acanthosepion pharaonis, 2901 nucleotides. NCBI's taxonomy places the organism in Eukaryota, Metazoa, Mollusca, Cephalopoda, Sepiida, Sepiidae. The record is from the annotation of a GenBank genome assembly.